Molecule: messenger RNA, 828 nt
Organism: Nicotiana attenuata
Lineage: Eukaryota; Viridiplantae; Streptophyta; Magnoliopsida; Solanales; Solanaceae
Product: EPIDERMAL PATTERNING FACTOR-like protein 2
Exons: 3
Coding region: 303-710 (135 amino acids)
Biological process (GO): guard cell differentiation; stomatal complex development
Source: RefSeq, a predicted model, not a curated record
CCUUCAUUUUUUGUAACAACUUCUUCAGUCUUAAUUACCUCUAUUUCUCUGCCACCAAAACAAUUCUUGGAAUUUCUGAAAGGCUCUUAAUACGAGGUUUUAGGUCAUUCCCUUUUCAGGGAUUUUCCUCUACUUCUUUUUUAAUAGUACCAUUUUCCAUCAGUGUACUAGUAAAAAGAAUGUGUUUUCUCUUCUCUUCUUAAGCAUUAUGGGAUUGAGUUUUCAUUCAUUCUUUCAUCAACUUUUGUCAAUUAUUCUCACUUUCUCAUCUUAAGAUACCAAAACCUACACUCUCUUAUCCAAUGGCAUGCUCUCAGCUUUUUGUAUUUUGCCAUAGAAAUUUGCAGACAAUCGUCUUUUUACUACUUCUAUUCAUUUCAGGCUUGACACAUGUUAAAUUCAUGGCUGAAGGUAGGACAAUUCUCAAGCUGCAAACUGGGAUUAAUCAGAGGAAAAAUGAAGAGAAGAUGUUAAAGGUGAGAUCUUUAAUAGGUUCAAUGCCACCAAGAUGUGAAGGAAGAUGUAGAAAGUGUGGACCAUGUGAAGCAGUUCAAGUCCCAAUUGUGCCAAACCUCAAACACCAGCAAUUAAGAAGCCAUCAGUUUAAUGCAUUCCCUAAAUUCUUAGCAUAUUCAAGAGGUGAUGGUAUCUCCAAUUACAAACCUAUGUGUUGGAAAUGUAAAUGUGGCAACUUUAUCCUCAAUCCUUGACAUAGCUAGCAAAAGAAUAGAUCCUCUUUUUUUUUUUUUUUUUUUUUGUGUAUGGAGAAAAUAAGUUUCUCUUGAACUGUCUAUAUACAUAAAUAUCAGUUAGCUAGUUUCUGCAGAA